Messenger RNA from Gavia stellata (red-throated loon), 3662 nucleotides. It is a transcript of the gene CAPRIN2, whose product is annotated as caprin family member 2. The transcript is spliced from 18 exons. The record is from RefSeq and is a predicted model, not a curated record. Lineage: Eukaryota; Metazoa; Chordata; Aves; Gaviiformes; Gaviidae. Bases 16 to 3348 code for a protein of 1110 amino acids. Gene Ontology annotation, cellular component: cytoplasm. Gene Ontology annotation, molecular function: signaling receptor binding. Gene Ontology annotation, biological process: positive regulation of canonical Wnt signaling pathway.
GGGGAGGAUAAGAGCAUGAAGGCGGCCAAGCAGCAGGUGAACCCGUCUGGGGAGAGCCAACCUCCCUCCAGCCCCCUGCAGUCUGCGCUGAACUCGGCAGCCUCUCCUUCCCAGGCAUAUGAGACUUACAUUGAUAAUGGGCUUAUCUGCCUCAAACACAAGAUCAGGAACAUUGAGAAAAAGAAGCUCAAACUAGAAGACUACAAAGAUCGCCUGAAGAAGGGAGAAGCCCUUAAUCAAGACCAGUUGGAGGCAGUAGAGAAAUAUGAUGAAGUAGUACACAACUUGGAAUUUGCCAAGGAGCUUCAGAAGACUUUUUCAGGACUUAGCCAAGAUCUGCUGAAAGCACAGAGGAAGGCUCAGCGAAGAGAGAGUCUAUUGAAGCUUGAAGCAGAGAAGAAAAAACUGCGUACAAUACUUCAAGUCCAGUAUGUGCUGCAGAACCUCACUCAAGAGCAUGUUCAGAAAGAUUUCAAAGGUGGUGUGAAUGGUGCAAUAUACUUGCCUUCUAAAGAACUAGACUACCUCAUAAGAUUUGCAAAACUGACGUGUCCAGAAAGAAAUGAGAACUUGAGUGUGGAAGACCAGAUGGAACAAUCAUCUCUUUACUUCUGGGACCUUUUAGAAGGAAGUGAGAAACCUGUGGUUGGAACAACAUAUAAACACAUGAAGGACCUGUUAUCCAAACUUCUAGACUCUGGCUACUUUGAAAGUAUUCCGACUCCUCGCACCACUGUGCCAGUAAAAGAAUUGGAAGAAGAAGUAAAUAGAAAAUCUGAGAGAACAAGACAGAUGUCAAAAGGAGAGUCUGUCAAAGAACCAGGAUCCCUUAUGGAACUUAUGAAGUCUGAAAUACAGCCACAGGAGUUUCUCAACAGGCGUUAUUUGCCUGAAGCAGAAUACUCUGUCAAGAAGAAGCCAGAAGAGCCCAAAUCUUGGGAAGCUGAGUGUGCUAGAAAGCAAGAACCUCCAAAGUCCUGGGAAAUGCUUGUUGAUAUUGAAGAGCAGGAACAGAAGCAGAAACAAGAGACCUUAAAGCCUUGGGAAGCUCGUGUUAGGCAGCAAGAACCAAAAAGACCAGAUUCUCCAAAGACUUGGGAAGCUCGUGCUAAAGAGGAACAGAAACGUGAAUCUACAAAGGCCUGGGAGACCCGUGUUGAGGAGGAAGAACAGAAGAAGCAAGAAGCUCCAAAGGCCUGGGUAGCACGUGUCCGAGAGGAGCAGGAGUCCCCCAAACCUUGGGUAGCAAAGGUUAGGGAAGAGCAGGACCAGAAGAAACAGGAAUCGCCUAAGCCAUGGGUAGCAAAAGUUAGGGAAGAGCAGGAACAGAAAAAGCAGGAGUCCCCGAAACCUUGGGUAACCAAAGUUAAGGAAGAACCAGAACAAAAGCAGGAAUCUCCAAAACCUUGGGUAACCCAAACUAGGGAGCAACCAGAACAAAAGAAGCCAGAGCUUGUGAAAUCAUGGGAAAUGCCUGUUAGGGAAGAGCCAGAGCAAAAGAAGCAGGAGCCUGUGAAGGCUUGGGCUGCACAUGUUAGGGAGGAUCCAGAACAAAAGAAGCAGGAGACUCGAGAAGCUUGGGAAAAAGCUGACAGGCAGCAGCAAGUGUCAUCACAGCAGUUACAGAACCCUCCGAAGUCCUGGGGAGCUGCAAGUGUUGGGCCAAAGGAGCAGAUGGGGCCAAAGAAGUUUGAUAUGGAACCCAAAGAAGUGCCUAAACCUGUACAUCAGCCAGCUGCAGAAUUUUGCUCUACUUCAACUCUUCCAAAAGAUCCAGUAUUGAGAAGAGAAAAACUUCAGGAUCUGAUGACUCAGAUACAAGGGACUUACAACUUCAUGCAGGAGUCCAUUUUGGAUUUUGAUAAAGCUUCACCAAGUGCCAUUGGUUCAUCCCAACCACCUUCAGUUACUCCAGCAAGUAGUCCUGUAGCUUCAAAAGAACAGAAACUGCCAAGUAAGAGUGAUUUUCUUCAACAGCCCCUUCAAGCUGCUGCCUCAUCCAUGACACUGCAUGGUUCAAAUACUUCCCUAGCGUCUGCUGAUCAGACUCUUUCUGGCUCUGAAACUGAAGACUCGGUGACACCACAGGCAACUAUUCCCCUCCCAAGUGAGCCACAGUCACCAUUGCCUACUUCAAGCACCUCCAUGUCGCCAGUACCAUCAGCACAAAGCUUUCAGUCUCCUCCAGCAAGUAGCAGUUCUGUCACAAUAACAGCAGCUCCCUUUCAGGCUAUGCAGACUGUAUUUAAAGUGAAUGCACCACUGCCUCCACGUAAAGACCAGGAAAUUAAAGAGGAUUCUUCAUAUUCAGCAGGAUAUAACCAGAGUUUCUCUACAGCAAGUACACAGACUCCUCCUCAAUGCCAGUUGCAAUCUUCUCAUGUUGCAGAACAAACGUCUCUUUCACAAGAAUCUCUAUCUUCAGCAGUGAAUUAUCAACCUGAUGGAGCUGUUCCUGUUAGCAAUGGUAGCCUUGCCUUUUAUCCAGCACAGACUAAUGUUAUCCCCAGACCCCCUCAGCCUUACCUUAACAGUCGUGGGUCUGUCAGAGGAUCUGCUAGAGGUGGAAGAUCACUGGCUAAUUCAUAUCGUUCCCCUGGUGGGUAUAAAGGUUUUGAUGCUUACAGAGGCUCAGCUUCAAUAACUAAUGGCAACUAUGGUCAGCUGCAGUUCCCUGGUAGAGAUUAUGCUGGAAUGCCAUAUUCUCAGAGGGAUGUUAAUUACCAGCAGUGCUAUAAACGAGGUGGGAUAGCUAGUGGUCCUCGAGCAAAUUCAAGAGCAGGGUGGAGUGAUUCCUCUCAGGUGAGCAGUCCAGAACGAGACAAUGAAACCUUUAACAGUGGUGACUCUGGACAGGGAGACUCCCGCAGCAUCACCCCUGUUGAUAUGCCAGUGACGAGCCAAGCUGCCACCAUACUACCAGUGCAUGUCUACCCCCUCCCGCAGCAGAUGAGAGUUGCCUUCUCUGCCGCUAGAACAUCUAAUUUGGCCCCUGGAACUCUAGACCAGCCAAUUGUGUUUGACCUGUUGCUGAACAACCUUGGAGAAACUUUUGAUAUCCAGCUUGGUAGGUUCAACUGUCCAGUGAAUGGUACAUAUGUCUUCAUCUUCCACAUGCUGAAACUGGCUGUAAAUGUUCCCCUGUAUGUCAAUCUCAUGAAGAAUGAAGAAGUCCUAGUGUCAGCAUAUGCAAAUGAUGGGGCUCCUGAUCAUGAAACAGCUAGUAACCAUGCAGUCCUGCAGCUGUUCCAAGGGGAUCAGAUCUGGUUGCGUCUGCAUCGGGGAGCCAUCUAUGGAAGUAGCUGGAAAUACUCCACCUUUUCGGGAUACCUCCUUUAUCAGGACUAAAAUCCAGUGCGAUGUUUACAAAAGAGCUGCUCCAAACACCUUGGUGGAGGGGGGUGGGACUAGCUUUGCACUUACUAUGACUUUAUAGAAGAUAUGUGGUUCCAUUAUUGGGGGAAAUGAUGGUCCUCUUGUGCAAGGUGAAAUCAUGGAGUUGGGGUACUGAAUCAGCACUAAUUUGGCACUUUAUCAGUUGUGAUGUAGCCUUGCUAGUAAAGCUGUGAAUGUAUAUUGUUUGCACUUACCCUAAACUGUAUUAAUGUCCAGCUUACUACACUAUUGAUUGCCUCAAAUAUGGGCUAUUCACAAUGCCUUGU